Molecule: messenger RNA, 1587 nt
Organism: Oncorhynchus nerka (sockeye salmon)
Lineage: Eukaryota; Metazoa; Chordata; Actinopteri; Salmoniformes; Salmonidae
Product: vascular cell adhesion protein 1-like
Exons: 6
Coding region: 87-1085 (332 amino acids)
Biological process (GO): cell adhesion
Molecular function (GO): integrin binding
Source: RefSeq, a predicted model, not a curated record
UGGGGAGUUUCCAGUCAAAAAGAUUCAGCUCGCCUAACAGAAUACAGUGUCCUUCACUGAGGGACGCUCAGGGAUUAUUACGGGGAAUGGAGAUUGUAAUACUUGUUUCAUUAUUGUCUCUGUAUUGUGACGUCACCGAUGCUGAGUGCCUGGUGAUCAGUCCUGCCAGGCUGGUGGUGAAGUAUGGAGACCCAGCCUCCUCUAACUGCAGCUCAGAUACCCCUGUAGAGAUGGGCUGGGAAGCCACCCAGGGAGGAGUUGGUCUAACAGACAACAAGGUGAAGAUCCUAAACUGGAAGGCGGACCGUGUGACUGACUGGAAGAUCAAACCUUCAUGCUUCACAGAAGGAGGCCAGUGUCAGAAACAGCUGGACAUCACAGUUUAUAAGCUUCCAGACAGAGUCUCCAUCAGCUACAGGAAGUCCCCUGAUCCGAUGGUUGAGGGGCAUCAGUACCUGCUGCAGUGUCUUGUCCAGAACAUCGCUCCUAUUGGGAGACUCAGGGUGACCUUCUACAAAGUCAGUGCCACUGGUGAACAGACAGAAUUAGACACACAACAUAAAUCCAAGGACAACAUCAAGACACCAGAGAAUGGGACCUACACCCUGGACUUCACCCCUGGUAGAGAUGAUGACGGGGCCCAGUUGUUGUGUUCAGCCAUGUUGGAUCUGGGACCAGAGGGACCCCAACCUCCUCCUGUAAUGGACUCAAACCGCCUCAACAUCAACGUGCACUACAAGCCUCAGAUCACUAGUCCUGGAUGUUUCUCCAUGAGCAUCACGGAGGGCGACACCCUAUCACUUAACUGUAGUGCAAAUGGUAACCCUGCCCCCUCGUACAAUUGGUUGCUCUCCCAUGCCGACCCCAACACCAUGGAAGAGAGAUCCGUAGUGACCAUCACCAACAUAGCCAAGUCUCACUCUGGAGAUUACACCUGCAUCGCCAGAAACCUCCUGGGAAACAGCACCUGUACUGUUAACGUGGAGGUCACAGGGCCUGAUUGGUGGAGUGCUGCAGAGAUGGUUGUCCUUCUGGAAGGUUCUCCCACAUCUCCACAGAGGAAUUCUUGGGCUUUUUCAGAGUGACCAUCGGGUUCUUGGUUACCUCCCCAACCAAGGCCCUUCUCCCCUGAUUGCUCAGUUUGGCCGGGCUACCAGCUCUUGGAAGAGUCUUGGUGGUUCCAAAUUCUUCCAUUUAGGAAUGAUGGAGGUCACUGUGUUCUUGGGGACCUUCAAUGCUACAGAUAUUCUUUGGUACCCUUCCCCAGAUCUGUGCCUCAACGCAAUCCUGUCUCGGCGCUCAAUGGACAAUUCCUUCGACCUCGUGGCUUGGUUUUUGCUCUGACAUUCACUGUCAACUGUGGAACCUUAUAUAGACAGGUGUGUGCCUUUCCAAAUCAUGUCCAAUCAAUUGAAUUUACCACAGGAGGACUCCAAUCAGUUGUAGAAACGUCUCAAGGAUGAUCAAUGGAAACAGGAUGCACCUGAGUUCAAUUUCGAGUCUCAUAGCAAAGUGUCCAAAUACUUAUGUAAAUAAGGUAUCUGUUUUUCAUUUUUAAUAAGUAUUAAAAAAAAUAUUUAAACUGUU